Sorghum bicolor (sorghum) is the source of this 573-nucleotide messenger RNA. RefSeq lists its product as uncharacterized. The transcript has a single exon. The record is from RefSeq and is a predicted model, not a curated record. The coding region runs from base 1 to 573 and encodes 190 amino acids. Lineage: Eukaryota; Viridiplantae; Streptophyta; Magnoliopsida; Poales; Poaceae.
AUGACUGACUGCAAGCCCUGCACCACUCCAGUUGACACACAGGGCAAGCUCUCGGAGGCUGAGGGUACACCAGUGGCAGAUCCCACUGCAUAUCGGAGUCUUGCCGGGGCACUUCGGUACCUCACCUUCACCCGGCCGGAUAUCACCUAUGCAGUUCAACAGAUUUGUCUUCAUAUGCAUGAUCCUCGGGAGCCACACCUCACCGCUCUCAAGCGGAUCCUACGCUACCUCCGCGGCACCGUCGACUUCGGUCUACUCCUCUACCGACGGUCGUCCUCCACCGAGCUCGUCGUCUACACUAACGCCGACUGGGCCGGGUGUCCGGACACCCACCGCUCCACCUCCAGCUACUCCGUCUUCCUAGGCGGUAACCUGGUGUCCUGGUCAUCCAAGCGCCAGCCGGUCAUCUCCCGCUCCAGUGCCGAGGCGGAGUACCGCGCUGUGUCCAACGGCGUGGCUGAGGCUUCCUGGCUCCGGCAGCUCCUCGCCGAGCUCUACAGUCCUCUCUCCCGGAGCGCACUGGUCUACUGCGACAACGUCAGUGCGGUGUACCUCUCCACCAAUCCGGUUUAG